AUGUCCGAACUAUUCGACAAGCCUGAUCGUAGUUUACAAUUUAUUCGAGCAUUCGAUGGAGACAAAGUCGAUUUUCAUGAGUUAAUGAAAGGAUAUGGAUCAACAGUUGAUUCUCCGACAUCGGAUUUUUAUAAAGAAAUUCAUAAGGCUUAUCCGAAAGCAAAAAUUGUGCUCACUGUACGAGAUAGUGGCGAAAAAUGGUUUGAGAGUUUCCAAAAUACCGUUGGACCUGUUUCUGUAGACAAUUAUUAUUAUUUUGCUGUCUAUCUUAUUUGA
Molecule: messenger RNA, 276 nt
Organism: Rotaria sp. Silwood1
Lineage: Eukaryota; Metazoa; Rotifera; Eurotatoria; Philodinida; Philodinidae
Source: the annotation of a GenBank genome assembly